This is a messenger RNA of Spinacia oleracea (spinach), 3953 nucleotides long. RefSeq lists its product as uncharacterized. The transcript is spliced from 3 exons. Bases 180 to 1259 code for a protein of 359 amino acids. The record is from RefSeq and is a predicted model, not a curated record. Gene Ontology annotation, molecular function: DNA-binding transcription factor activity. Gene Ontology annotation, biological process: regulation of DNA-templated transcription. NCBI's taxonomy places the organism in Eukaryota, Viridiplantae, Streptophyta, Magnoliopsida, Caryophyllales, Amaranthaceae.
CACUCAAAUUUCGUACUCACGCAGUUUUUGUAUACAAUUAAUCGGUAUCUCACUGUGAUUGAUACAGUUACUGAUCAGAUGAUGAACUAUCAGAUUGUUUUGUUAAUCUGUUGUUCAUUGUGUUAUAGUUACAGACGUUGACAGACGUACAUACUAUACUAAUCAAGGGUGUUUUACGAAUGAUACAGGGGAAUUACAGGACUAUGGAUUUUCUGGAACUUCGAAAACAGCAGCUGUUAUACAAUUUUGAGGAGUUUGAAAGAGAGUUUUUACCACCGUAUGACGACUCAGAGUCGGUAACAAAGCUGAAUUCAGGAAAAAAUAUGUCUUGGAUAGAAGAAAUGGAGCAGGAAUUUGUUUCUAAUCAGCUGAAUGUCAGAAAGAUUCAGGCUUCAGGUUCGAACACAUUAAUAUGGAAGCAGCUUGAGAUGUUGUCAGACCAAAUUCAUGAAACUGAAGAGAACAAAAACAUGAAACCCUCUAAUGAAGAGAACAUUGUUUACAUUGAGCUGAGUGACACAACAACUACUACUGAGUCCUCUUAUUUCAGCCUAGAGAACCUAAACAUGGAUAUCGAAUCACCAACUCAAAUUCACAACAUUGCAUACCCCCCCACACCAUCGUUAACACUACUAGAAGAGUUGGGUUAUGAGCUAACUAAAGAAAUGAACUACACUAAUGAUCCACUAAUCAUAGGAUCCUCAUGUUCAGACAUUUUAGUACCUCCUCAUGCCGAAAAUAUGAACACCUAUGACCUAAUUAACUUGGAUGAACAUCAUCUUCCACCUUUAGAUCCGUCAUUCUUAGAAUUUAUUGAUUUUGAGAUCCCGGCUAGUCUGCAAAUGGAAAUAGACAACACAGCUCACAUAAACAAAGCCACUGCUGAUUACUUUACUAAGAAAGUGGAUGGAAAUUUGAGGGUUCCGAAAGGGGUAUGUUGUGGAGGCAAAUGCUGGAGGUAUGUGGAAAGCAAGCUGAGUUCAAUGCAAAGUAUCCCUAGAGGAAGGAAGAGAAAAGGCUUUGAGCCAACGCCUGAUCAGAUUAGCCUUAAAAAACACCGCCAAAAGAUCAGGAACAGAGAAUCUGCUGCUGCUGCUUACAAAAAAGUAAAGGCUCAUAUUGAAAAGCUAGAAACGCAAAUUAAGGACCUUAAGGAGGAGAAUAACAUAAGAAGAAACUUGAUAAAGUUUAUGGAAGAUGCUUCUCAAAUACCACCGGAGAAGCGAUCUCUUGGUCGAACCACAUCAGGAUGUAUAUGACAUUCACCAAUAAUAAACUGAAGAAACACUUGGCCUAAGAUAGUGUUAUUGUUAAGGGAGCAAGAUACAUACUGUUAUGGGUCGUUUCGUACCGCAAGUGUCGUGGUCGGUUCCUAUAUUUAAGGAACAGUUAUGCCUGAGUCAUGGAAGACUUGUUGGACAAGGUCAAAGAGGUUAUCAAAGAUCAAGCAAACGAUUAGAGGAGAUCAAGGAAUCAGUUGAGCAAUUCAAGGAGCACUACUAGCAUAACUACCUCAACAAUACAAGACCUAGAGUUCUAUAUAAAUACCAUCAGUCUAUAAUGAGAAGAGAGGGGAAGACCGACGAUAAACCGACUGUCAAACUAGCACCCUCCACUAAAUACUUCCCUUCGUAAUGGUGUUAACCCCACGACAUCAUUACCUUCCUCGUAGCCCACUAACUUACGAAUGAGAGUAAGCUUCUUUCUCUUAUAUAUAUAACUCACAAAGCAUGCCACUCAAGAGAACGAACUACUAUUGUUUAUUCUAUACCUUUCCCUUAAUCCACUCUUUCUCAUAUGCCAACAUCCCUGACAUUACAAAGGCUACGCCAUAUACACCGAUGAUAAAUACUUAUUAGCAAUUACCUUUCCUGACAAUCCCUAACCCAUUAUUCUUCGUGUAAUACCUUCUCCCAUUUAUGCUUCAUUCUUAGCUAUGUCUACAUAUAUGCAAAUAAACAUUGUAUUUGUACUCGAUGGGGCUUUUUAUGCCAACAACAUAGUGGAUUGGUGGACUCAUGGCCACCCGCGAUUUUUAUCCUUUUCGGGUUUUCCGCGUCACCAUCUCUUGUCUGGCCUCUCUUUAUUUUCCGCCCUUUAUUUCUUGUUAUUUAUUUGCUAUAUUUAAUCUAGUCGUCUAUGUCCCAACCAAAGGUCGUCCAUACGAAAUUUGGCAUAAACAGUUUGGCGCCGUCUGUGGGGAGAUGGCUAGAUUUAUCUUCAAACACAUAUCCACAAAUAUCCUCACAAACACAAUAUUCGACCCACUUGGGCUCACCAAUAAAGUUACCGCCAGGUGAGGGAUUGUCGUCAUACUGUGUCGCCACCAUGAGAUGGAGCUGCGUCAGGGCACAUGUCGUCGACAUGACAGGUGUCGUCGACGGGUCAGGUGUCGUCGCGGGUCAAGUGUCGUCGGCGGGUCAGGUGUCGGCGACAGGUUAGGUGUCGUCGACGGGUCAGGCGUCGUCGACGGGUCAGGCGUCGUCGACGGGUCAGGUGUCGCCGACGGGUCAGGUGUCGCCGACGGGUCAGGUGUCGUCGACGGUCAGGCGUCGUCGACGGGUCAAGUGUCGUCAGCAGGUCAGGUGUCGUCGCCAGGCUCGUUGGUCGAUGGAAUAUGGUAUGACGUCAGGGUACAUGUCGUCGCCAGAUCAGGUGUCGACAUCAGCAGGUGUCAUCGCUAGAAGUGAUGCGUUGCAGUGGUCGAAUUCAACCUAGAUGAUGCAUAUCGUGACAACAACGACACCAACGCUUGAUGACAUCGAAAAUAGACGUCAUGGACCAUCAUGCAGAUGUCACCACAAACAAGAUACAAUAUGAGUUGUCUCGUACCUUGAUAAGAUCUCGAGACGAUUUGAUCACUUGACGUCGCGAGAAGUAUGGUAUAAAACUCAACCCCAGUGAUUUUAAUUUAAACUAAUAUUGUUUCUAGUCCUUGUUGUCACUAAAACAGAUGCGAACACGUGACGUCAUCCACCAAUGACAUGACGUCAACAAAGUUUCGUCCGACGUCACCUCCACAUCAGUCGACGACGUCUCCAAAAACGAAGGCGACAAAUGGAGAUUCAGCAACAAAUUGUCGGCAAUACUAGAUUUUGUGGCUAACUUCAGUCCAAGUAUCAAAUAGGAGAAUUUGUAGUUGUCCUGAAGUCGCCACAGGGGAGCAUAUAGUAUACUCUAUCUCAUUUAAUUUUCAUAUAGUAUACUUGAUUUUCUUUUUAUACAGUAUACUUUGCUUGUUUUAAUUUCCAAAAGCACUUUGAAAUAUAUGCUAUACGUUGUUAUCCUACUUUUUGUACUAACAUCGUCACCACUUGUCGUUUGAUCAUGUCGUGUCGCCAAGUAUUGUCUUGUCUACAUGUAUUGACGUGUCGCUUGGCUAGGUCAUGAGUACAUCAGGUGACCGACGUUAGAAUGCAGGUGACAAGGUACUGUCUUGUCUACAGGUACUGACGUGUCGCUUGGCAAGGUCGUGAGUAAAGCAGGCGACCAACGUUAGAAGUGUUACACGAGGUCACGACACGACAUGAGGUCACGACGAUACAACAUGACGCCACGACAGCAAGUCACGACAGCAGGACGCGACCAUUCUGGUUACCCCUAUGACGACAAGAAGUUUCUUGGCGUUAAACAUGGUACGUAGAAGUAAUUAUCGAACAUCUUUAUUUUAACAAUAUAUUUCUUCGUAAGUUCGCCAACAGAUCGUUGAUUGAUACAUGAAUAUCAAUGGGGGCUAAAGGUACGAACAUACUUUCGAAGUGAGUUAUCUUUUAUUUAUAAUAUACACGUAUUGUCGCUGCCACGUACAUCGCAGAUCGUGAGGGUCAUCAACACAAUCGAAUGGUAUGAGUGACUUAAUUCAUUUAUUAGUGACGUCAAAAUUUUAUAAACUAACACCUCAUAUCCUAUUGAAAUUUUCUCAUAUAUCAUCCGUGACAACUAUUUUUCAUUCA